Linum trigynum is the source of this 1335-nucleotide messenger RNA. Lineage: Eukaryota; Viridiplantae; Streptophyta; Magnoliopsida; Malpighiales; Linaceae. The record is from the annotation of a GenBank genome assembly.
ACCAUCAAUCGCAUGCAGGACAUGCAAGAGUCACUAAGAUCAAAAGAAUGAAAUCGGCACACACAUGGGCGAAUGUUGUCUUGAAAACAUUGGUUGACAGCGCUUCACUAUAUAGGUACGAGAACAAUGGUCGAAAACCCACCAAUGGAGACACAGACCCAGCGCAAAUCCCAGAAUUCCCAACUGAAGAUCAGCAUUCUCAGAAUUCUGUGAUCAACACCAGUGAGCCUGAAACUGGAGGUGAAGACCAAACAUUUAGUUCAUCAAAUUUCAGGAACAUGAAUUGCACUGAUUAUGAUAUUAAACAGUAAAUUCACGCUAAAUGCAGCUACAAAAUCAACCACAACUUUCCUUUCUAGUUUCUAGCCUGAUUAUUAUGAGCAUUGCUCUGAAGUUUUCCUUCUCUCUAAUGAACAGAGAAAGCCAUACUAGUUGCAACGCAUAUGGGAAUAACUGACAUGGUGGACAAGUUUAUGAAGGCAUCCCCAGCCGUAAAUCGAGAGUUAGACAUGGAGAAUGAAAAUCUUGUCCUUGUGUCAUACAAGAAGGAAAAUCUACCUCAUCUUGGAUCAGUGAGCAAGGAAACCCCAAUACUGAUAGCAGCAAAGAUGGGAGUCAAAGAAGUAGUGCAGAAAAUACUGGAAACAUUUCCUAUUGCUAUUCAUGAUCAGGACAUUGAUAAUAAGAAUGUUGUGCUCUUGGCUGUAGAGAACAAACAUGUCCAAGUCUUUAAAUUGCUUAAGGAGAAGGUUAUACUGAAGGAGAGUGUGUUUGGCCAAGUAGACAAAGAUGGGAACAGCGCAUUGCACCUAGCUGCAACUUUUGGAGAUUCUCGACCUUGGCUUAUACCAGGAGCUGGCCUGCAAAUGCAGUGGGAACUCAAGUGGUACAAGGUAACUUUACAUAGCUAUAUUCUGGAGGUUGGCUUCCCGAGAUUUCUGUUUCCUAUAAAAGUACUUAAAAGAAAGGACUAGUUCAUAGUACAUUUUCUAGAGUUGGAGCACUUGCACCUUCAGGGUUAUUUUUAGCCUACCCAGAACCAUAACAUUAGUUCAGAACCCUUAACAUGAUCUGGAAGGUUAAGAAGACUCUGUUAGGUCCCAGUUGAACAGAGAACAUAGACCUUCAACCAAUAAUACGGGUCUUUGGGGUAAGAACGAAACAUCAAGUGUCUUCUUAUGGAGAAAAAGAGCACAAGUUUUCUUCACUUCUUUCCUUGAUUCACAUUUGAAGUAAAGUUAUACAUAUAUAUAGCCGGUCAAUGACUUGAUACUUACUCUAACUAAAAGCAGAAGCUAUUUCUAAUACAAUCAAAACUAAAUUGUCUGCUAGAAC